Molecule: messenger RNA, 994 nt
Organism: Diceros bicornis minor
Lineage: Eukaryota; Metazoa; Chordata; Mammalia; Perissodactyla; Rhinocerotidae
Product: transmembrane O-methyltransferase-like
Biological process (GO): catecholamine catabolic process; dopamine metabolic process; developmental process
Molecular function (GO): catechol O-methyltransferase activity
Source: RefSeq, a predicted model, not a curated record
GCCCAGGUAGGGACCAUGUCCCCUGCCAUCGCUCUGGCCUUCCUGCCACUCGUGGUGACAUUGCUCGUGCGGUACCGGCACUACUUCCGACUGCUGGUGCGCACAGUCUUGCUGCGGAGCCUGCGAGACUGCCUCUCAGGGCUGUGGAUUGAGGAGCGGGCCUUCAGCUAUGUGCUCACCCAUGCCCUGCCUGGGGACCCCGGUCACAUCCUCACCACCCUGGACCACUGGAGCAGCCACUGCGAGUACCUGAGCCACAUGGGGCCUGCCAAAGGUCAGAUCCUGACGCGGCUGAUGGGAGAGAAGGCCCCUGCUUGUGUGCUGGAGUUGGGCACCUACUGCGGGUACUCCACACUGCUUAUUGCCUGUGCUCUGCCUCCUGGGGGUCGCCUUCUCACUGUGGAGCGGGACCCACGCACAGCAGCAGUGGCUGAAAAACUCAUCCGCCUCGCUGGCUUCGACGAGCGCAUGGUAGAGCUCAUCGUGGGUAGCUCAGAAGAGGUGAUCCCGCGCCUACGAACCCGGUACCAGCUGAGUCGGGCAGAUUUGGUGCUCCUGGCACACCGGCCCCGAUGUUACCUGAGGGACCUGCAGCUGCUGGAGGCCCACACCCUGCUGCCAGCUGGUGCCACUGUGUUGGCUGACCACGUGCUCUUCCCUGGUGCACCCCGAUUCCUGCAGUACGCCAAGAGCUGUGGCCGCUACCGCUGCCGCCUCCACCACACUGGCCUCCCAGACUUCCCUGCCAUCAAGGAUGGCAUAGCCCAGCUCACGUAUGCAGGGCCUGGCUGAGGUCUACGCCCAGGGGUACUUACUGCUGCCUCCACACCCCCACCCAAGCAAGGACUUCAGAACAUCCCCUCCCCUCCCUGCUUGAGGCCUGACACAUGCUGGGCUCAGGGCUGGGGAGGCUCUCCUCCCACCUCUGCCCCAUUCCAGCUCCACACUGACCUGAGGCAUCAAGUUCUGUCAGGCUGCUUGGUCCCACUGGUCC